AUGGCGCCCCAAGACACAUUCUUCGACGAGGAGGAAGAUACCUGCCCGCUAUGCAUCGAGGAGUUCGACCUGUCAGAUCGGAAUUUCCGACCAUGCCCAUGCGGCUACCAGGUGUGCCAGUUUUGCUUCAACAACAUCAAGAACAACAUGAAUGGCCUGUGUCCCGCGUGCCGCAGACCUUACGAUGAGAAGACGAUAGAGUGGAAGGUCGUCACCCAAGAAGAGGUCGCCCAGUUCAGAGCCAACAUCCAAAAGAAUCAGAAGAAGCGAGCUCAAGAACAAAGACAGAAGGAGGUCCAAAAACGCGAGGCCGAAAAGGAAAACCGCAAGAACCUCGUCGGCGUGCGGGUCGUUCAGAAGAACCUGGUUUACGUGACCGGUCUGACACCUACAGUGCGAGAGGACGAGCUGCUCAAGACGCUGCGCAAGCCCGAAUUCUUUGGCCAGUACGGCAACAUUCAGAAGAUUUCGAUCAGCAACCGAAAGAGCCAGGACGGCCAAAACCAAUCACUCGGCAUUUACGUGACGUUCGAGAAGAAGGAGGACGCACAACGGUGCAUCCAGGCCGUCAACGGAUCCCAGAACGGCGACCGUGUGCUUAGAGCUCAGCUCGGUACGACCAAGUACUGCUCCGCCUGGCUGCGACACGAGCAGUGCACAAACAGACAAUGCAUGUUCCUGCACGAGCUCGGCGACGAGGAGGACAGCUACACUCGACAGGACCUGUCAUCGAUGAACAGCAUCAGCUCGCAAACGCAGCGGCCCCUGGCUAGUGGAUCAUCAAACAGCGGUGGAAACAGCGGUGGCGGUCCCUCACGGUCUGCUUCUCGACAGCAAAACACCCCCGCUCCCACUAUGUCGCAACCCAUGGCACGCUCGUCGAGUAAAGAGGGAUCCGAAAACGGCGGUGAUGGCUCGGCGCUUCCCUCGUCGGCCAACUGGGCCAGGAAUCCUCAGCGUAGUCGCAGAGGAAGCCACGCCACGAGCGGUGCUGCCUCCAGCCCCGCCAUCUCGACAUCGCUCCCCGCAACCGCCGAGGCCGUGCCCGAGGCCAUUGAUGAGACGCCGUCAAGAAAGGAGACUCCCGCACCCCCGACCGAGAGCAAGGCACCAAUGGUGGCGCCCAAGGCUGAGAUUAAGAAGCCAAACAGCCUUCCCGAGACUGUGCUCAAGACGCUUCUCAUGGCCAUGCAAGGAUGCCCGUUCACCUACCACGCCCCCGACACAAAUUCACUCGAGACGAUUUACCCGCCCAUGUUCGAUCUUCGUGGUGGCGAGAAGCGCCGAGCAAUGCGCGAGGAGGAGGAGUCGCGCCUCGGUGUUGAGGAGCAGCAGAGCGAGGCGCAGGAGCCUUCUGAGGGCGAGCCAGAGACCGGCGGUAGUCUCGCCCUCGGCGGCGAGCCUGAAGACCGUGAUGUCAGCAGAGAGGUGGCAUUUGAGCAGCGCAGACCCGGCACGCAGCCUCCCAUCCAGCGCACCAACACCGACGGCCUGUUUGGUCCCGCGCUCGGCUCGGCUUUCGGCAAGGCCUCUGUCACUUCUGGUUCUGUUGCCGGCAGCCGAUCUAUGACCCCCCAGCAGCAGCUCUUCAUCCGCUCGCAGAACGGCUUUGGCGAUCACCUGCCGCCUGGUAUCGCUACCGUCCAGCCUUCGGUGCAGCAACAGCAGCAGCAGCAAGGAGGCAACGGCCACAACAGACAGGGGUCGAGGUUCAGCUUUGCUAACGACAGCGCGGGCACCUCCGCUUCGGUCAAGGUGGCCGCCAACCCUCGCAUCAUGGCGCAGCAGACGGCCAUGAUGCCUUCGACAUUCCAGACACAGCCCGGCAGCCAGUACUAUGCGUCGUCCAUGCCCGGCCCUCCUCCGGGCCUCAAGUCGACGGGCACCCCGCCAAGCAUGUUUGGACAGGGCCACUCGUUCGGUGGCAGUUUCAAUCAGUCCAAGGAUUCUGCCGAGCUUCUUCAGACAUUGAUCCGGGGCCGAGGAGCCAAUGGUCAGGGCCAUGAUGCUGGUAAGCGUGAGUACAUGUUAUCUUCUUUUUCUAAUCAGUACCCAUCCUCUACCUCCUCCACCCCAGCUCCUGCUUCGGGCCUCCUGGCGUCGCUCUACGGUAACCAGCCUGGAGCAUUCCAAGACUUCGGUCCCAAGCAGAAGAAGAAGGGGAAGAAGCACAGACAUGCUAACACUUCCUCCUCUGGGGGAGGUGGCUUAGUUGAUCUUGCGGACCCGAGUAUCCUGCAAGCGAGAAUGCAACACCAGUCGCAGAGCAACGCCGGAGUCGGACAGGGACUGUUCGGUGGUCAGAGCCAAGAUGACGAGCUGCUUUCACUCGACGAAGCCACCUUUUCCGUCGACGCGCUGGUGUCAGAUGACCCCAUGCCACCUUACGGAGGGCUCUCAAGGCCCACGGUACCGACGCCUCCAGGUCUCGGGACUCCCGCAAGGUUGGCGUCGCCGGCGCCACGGCAGGCACCGAUUCCUGCCGUUCCUCUUACGCCAGGCGCUCCCAAGGCCACGCCCACGAUGGCCAACGUCGUUCGGGCAGCCACACCCGACGUCACGCCUCGCAAGAAUGCCCCUGGAUCAGAGGCCAAGAAGAACAUCAAGGCCCUGGCCGUCGAGAGUGGACUGUCAAAGGACAUUGCCUCUCAGGGUUCCCCGUCCAAGGGCAAGACUGUUCUCCAGGAGGAAGACUUUCCCGCUCUGGAUGCCAUCAAGGCGAGCGCUGCUAAGGCCAACGCUCAACGACCCGGCACGCCGGCCAAGUCUGUCGUCUCGACUCCCAAGAUCGCCCCAGCGAGCAUCAAGAAGCCCCAGGCAGAGCCUCCUGCUCCUGUUGCAGAGCCUCCCACUCCGACUCCCAAGACGGCAGAGAAGAAGCCAGUGCCGGGCAUCUUGAACAUUGCCGCCGCCACAAAGGUUGCCCAGACCAAGCCCACAGAGUCUGCAAAGUCUGCAUCGACGGAGCAAGACUCGUCUGCAUUCCCAGCCCUGCCAACCCCCACGACAGCCGUCGCUUCGCCCAUCACGAGAACCGCACCCAAGACGUUGCGAGUCGUUCCUACACCCAAGACCGAAGUUCCACCCCCCCUGGUUUCCGGUGCGAUCUCCGCCGCCGCCAGAGCCGUUUCCACCGCCUCUGGUCGGCCCGGAACCCCUGCGAGCGAGGCCAUCAGUGACAGCGCAUCCAUCGUGUCCACGUCCGUCUCCGUAUCUCGAACCAGCUCGCCCCCUCCGUCCAGAGUCGGUGCUGCUCCUGUGCGUACAGCUACGAAAAGCCAACAGCGCAAACAACGCAAGGAGGCUCACAAGGAGCAGUCCGCGGCCGUCGCCGAGGCGGCCAAGCAAGCGGAGCCCGAGGAAAUCGCGCCCAUUCUCGGCCGCAAGAAGAAGCAGAAGAAGGAGAAGCCGGUCAACACGACUGCUGCCGCCAAGAAGGCUGCGGAGCGUGCCGCCAACCCCCCGGCGCCCCCUAAGAAGGAGGAGCCUCCCGUCCCCAAGCCUCCCAUCGAGCGGACGGUCGUGGACCUGCCUCCUCCCAAGGGCAAGGCCGCCAAAGCCGCCCUCAAGAUUGCCAAGGCUGCAGAGGAGAAGGGCAAGGCCAAGGAAGCUGCUGCUGUUGCCGUCGCUUCGCCAGCCACACCCCCUGCAACUGCCGCGCCAGAGGAGUCCCAGGACAUGGCUGAGAACCCCAAGACCAUCCCCGAGGUUGUCUAUGACGACCUUGUCAGCAGCGGUGAAGCUCCUCCCGAGGAGAUUCUCAGUCUGCUGAGACCCUUUGUUGAGCAGAACAUCCGUCUCGACCGCGCGCACGCAGCCCAAGGGACCAACCCGCCCCCUUCCACAACAACAAAGGGUAUCGUGAACGACGCAGACCACGCCGUGCUCCUGUCUGGGCAGCCGGUGCGCAAGGUGAUUGAGGGUCAGCGCGUGCUCAUCACUCCCAAUGGCGACUGCGUCCGCAACCUCACCGAAGAAGAGGAGGAGAAGUACCUCGAGCUCCAGAAGAGCAUUGCUGAGACCAGCGAUCAGCCUGACAGCUUCGUCGCGCCCCGCCACCAGACUCGUCCUGGCGGCUUCUCCCUCAUCAAGGGCCGCGCGGUGCCCAACGGAGCGCCGUCUUACUUCCCGCCUCCUCCCACCUCCCACAAGAUGUUCUCUGACGACCCCGUGAACAAGAUCCAGCGCGAGGAAGCCAUCAGCUACAUCAACCAGUACGUCCUGCCUCGCCUCAACCUCGGCAACACCAACCUGUUCCCCGGCAGCUGGAAGUCGGCCCCGGGUGCCAAGGACGCUCUCUCUGCGCGCGAGACCGCCGCCCAGAGCCUGAACUCGCUGGCCCCGUACAUUUACGGACACGACGCUGCCGCCGGCGCGGGCAUCUACUCUGCUGAGAGUGGCGGCUCCGGCAAGGACAUUCCCGAGGACGAGACGCCGUUCGGAGGCCUCGACUCCCCGCACCACGCCGUCGCCCCCAUGCCCAACAUCUCCGUGUCCGCUGCCUCUGCAUCUGCCGCUGCCGCCGCCGCCGCGCAGGCCCACGCUCAGCACAGCUCUCACCCCAAGCUCCCCGGCACCCCCCUCAACAGCAUGACUCUAAUGAGCGUUGAGGAUGCCGAGGCCGCCCUCGCCCUGGCGCGCAAGGAGACCGAGAAGCUGGAGAAGAACCUCAACCAGGCCAUCAAGCGCAACCGCAGAAUCCUGCUCGGAAGCAGAUGA
Molecule: messenger RNA, 4719 nt
Organism: Colletotrichum aenigma
Lineage: Eukaryota; Fungi; Ascomycota; Sordariomycetes; Glomerellales; Glomerellaceae
Gene: MOT2
Product: General negative regulator of transcription subunit 4
Exons: 5
Coding region: 1-4719 (1572 amino acids)
Biological process (GO): protein ubiquitination
Cellular component (GO): CCR4-NOT complex
Molecular function (GO): ubiquitin-protein transferase activity; RNA binding
Source: RefSeq, a predicted model, not a curated record